AUAUAAUUCAAUAAUGUUAUGGUCUGGGACUAAAUUUUAUACCUUCCUUUUUGUAUGGUUACGGGGAAAGCCCCAUACUUUUAUUUUUGUUUAUUGUUCCAAUCCCAUGAACUUUCGUUUAUAAAUUCUUUCCCAGUAACAUUUCUAAUCGCAGCAAUGGUGGUUAGCCCUAGAAACAUAAGAAGUUUAAGAAAAUGCCAGCAAUACAACUGCCAGAAUGAAACACGCCAACUGAUAAAUCACUUCUCGACCGCCAUGCCCAUGGUUUCUCGGCCCAAGUGGGAACUCCAGUUAACGAACAACACAAUCAGGGCUUUGAUCCGAAGCGGCAGGCUUGAAGAUGCACGAAACAUGUUCGAUAAAUUAAAGCAGAGAGACAUUAUAACGUGGAAUUCUAUGAUCACGGGUUACACGCAACGCUUGGAAGUAGUGACUGCGCAGAACUUGUUUGAUCAAAUGCCUGAAAGAGACGUUGUCACAUGGAAUUUGAUGAUUUCGUGCUACAUGUCUAGCCGGGUGACUGAAUACAUAGAAUAUGCAAGAUACUUGUUUGAUCAAAUGCCCAGGAGAGAUGUCAUUUCCUGGAAUACGAUGAUAAGUGGUUAUGCCAAGAUUGGGCAAAUAGAUGAAGCAUUGAGGCUUUUUUAUUGUAUGCCUGAGAAGAAUGUGGUGUCUUGGAAUGCAGCUAUUUCCGGACUUUUGCAGAACGGUGAUGUGAGAGCUGCUAUUGAACUUUUCAAGAGAAUGCCAGAAAGAGAUGCAGCUUCUUUCAGUGUACUUGUUUCAGGAUUGAUUCAGAACGGGAAACUGGAUGCUGCUGCAAAUGUACUGUACGAUUUUCAGAAAAGUGGUGAUACAAGCAUUGAUCUGGUUUAUGCUUAUAACACCUUGAUUGUUGGGUAUGGUCAGAAGGGCAUGAUCAAAGAAGCUAGGCGCCUUUUUGAUCAAAUACCAUUUUAUACUUGCAAGGGUAGAAGGUUUGGAAGAAACACAGUAUCGUGGAAUUCAAUGAUCAUGUGCUAUGUAAAGGCUGGGUACAUAAAGUCUGCUAGGAAGCUUUUUAAUCUAAUGGUGGAAAAGGACACUUUUUCCUGGAACACGAUGAUUAGUGCUUAUGUCCACACCUCAAAUAUGAAAGAAGCUUCAAAGCUACUCACUAAAAUGCCAAAUCCAGAUUUAUAUUCAUGGAAUUUAAUAGUCUCAGGAUAUGCACAAGGAGGCAACUUGGGACUUGCUUAUAAAUAUUUCCAAAGGAUACCCAAGAAAACAUGUGUCUCCUGGAACUCUAUUAUAGCAGGAUAUGAGAAAAAUGCAGACUAUGAAGGCGCUAUAAGACUUUUCGUUCAGAUGCAACUGGAAAGAGUGAAACCUGAUAAGCACACAUUUUCUUCACUUCUAGGUGUGUGUGCAGAAACUAUAGAUCUACAUCUUGGUAUGCAGAUUCAUCAGUUGGUGACAAAAAGUGUUCUACCUGAUGUACCCCUAAACAACUCCCUCAUUACUAUGUAUGCCAAAUGUGGGGCUAUAGUGGAAGCAAGGUCCAUUUUUGACAAAAUGAAGUUUCGCAAAGAUGUAAUAUCUUGGAAUGCUAUGAUUGGAGGGUAUGCAGCACAUGGCUUGGCAAGAGAAGCAUUUGAGCUUUUUAACACAAUGAAGGAGCUUAAUGUGAAACCAACUUAUAUUACAUUUAUUGCAGUUCUUUCUUUAUGUGCUCAUGCAGGUCUGGUGGAAGAAGGCCGUUUCCAGUUCAAAUCCAUGGUCUAUGAAUUUGGUAUUGAACCAAGGUUGGAGCAUUUUGCGUCUCUAGUGGAUAUCGUAGCCCGUGAUGGUCGAAUUGAGGAAGCCAUGGGAAUAAUAAAGAAUAUGCCGAUUGAGCCAGAUAAGGUUGUGUGGGGAGCAUUAUUAGGUGCUUGCAGAGUGCAUAAUCAUCUUGAGUAUGCAAAAGCAGCAGCUGAAGUGUUAAUGGAGCUUGAACCAGAGAGCUCUGGCCCUUACUUACUGCUAUAUAGCAUGUAUAUUGAAGCUGGAAGAUUGGAUGAAGCAAAUGAAAUUAGGAUAAGAAGGGAUAGAAAUAGUGUGAAGAAACAAUCAGCGUACAGUAUGGUGAAUUCUAUCCAUCCUUAAUUAUCUAAUUGGCAGCUUUGUUGCAAUUACUACAUGUAGAAUGGAUGCCUGCACAUUUGACUAUGCCAUACAAGUAUUACAUGUGGAAUGGAUGCCUGCACAUUUGGCUAUACCAUCACGUUUCCCCAACAUUUGGUAACAACGUUGGGCUCCAGCUAGGCAGCUAGUCUACUCCCAAAAUGCUUGCAGACACUAAUUGGAAGUAGGGUUCAAACCAAACUGAAAACCGAAUCGAUAAAUCGGUGUUAAAGAAAACUCCAAAUUGAAAUUGAAACAACAUUUAAUCUGGAACUGAAAUUCUUGGAACAGUUUUGGGUUCAGAUCGGUUUAAACCAUUCAGAAGUUGGGGGAGUACUUUGCUUCACUCACGAAGCUCAAGCUGAUGUGGCUCAAUAAAAGCUUUCGGUCUCGGUCAACAUGACCAAUUGCAAAGAGGCUGAUAGGAAGAACAGAAGACUGGCAAGUGGCACAUUCCCAUGAACUGCUGGUUAGCGGAAGCAAAUAUAUAGGAAUUCAAAGAAAUAAAGUGUGCAUUGUAGGAAAAAAGAGCCGUCUUUUAUACAUCCCCAGAAAUGAUUGUUCGCUGCUUUCACAGUCCAAGAUAUUUGGGUACCAGUGUUGGGUAUAUUGUUCAUGUCCCAACUAUGCAAGUGUAAUCCAGUGACCUUAGAGUGCAAUGCCAAGAUCGAGCCUGUCUCUAUAUCCCACUGGACACUAGUAUUCCUUGACCCAUAUGGCCUUUUUAUGAAUAGUAGUUUUUUCACUUGUGUGUAGCACCAGGUAAUCAGUUUUCCUAUUGAGAUUUUUCUAUAAUAAUCUUAAUGGGUAGUUGAAUGACUAGUUUUGAUGAAAAGAUUGAAAACUACUAAAUAACCCCCCUUAUGUAUUGAAAGUACAACUAAACUCUGAUACUACAAAAUCACCCAAUCAAACCCUCAAAGUUGUAAA
Messenger RNA from Cuscuta europaea, 3072 nucleotides. Lineage: Eukaryota; Viridiplantae; Streptophyta; Magnoliopsida; Solanales; Convolvulaceae. The record is from the annotation of a GenBank genome assembly.